AUGGAAUUGAAGAAGAGAACCCUCAGCAAAUCCCAGGUACCAGCAUACUUUCACAUACCAUACGUAGAGAUUGGAUAUCGAUACUGCCACCAGCCAUGGAAAUUCUAUUUAUACAGCAUCUUCUACAACAACACGGAGACUCUCAACGUCUGGACACAUGUUGUGGGCACGUUAGUGAUGACAUCGCGCAUUUACCAGAUAUCCGUCAUCUUUGACCUUUAUGACCCUUAUACUUGGCCACUGCUGACGGCCCUUCUGUCUUUCUUUGCAACGUUUUUGGCUAGCAGCAUGGCUCACAUGUUUUCACACAAAUCAAAAGAUGUAAAUUGCUGCAUGUUUAUGGUAGACUUUGCGUGUAUUGGUCUCUUUGGAUUUGGUGCCGUUUUGAAUCACCAUCACUACUCCGUACAUAAGAAUGCUGAUAACACAACUCCGUGGCGAGUACUACUCGUUGGUACAAUUCUAGCAGUCUUUUGCUGCACCUGUGGUGCCAUCUCUAAAGCUGUCAUAACUCACCCAAAACAUCGUACCAUUUUCCCUACUGCUGGAGUUGGCAUUUUAUAUCUUUUAUCCAUUACUCCAAUUGUGGACCGUAUUCUGAAUUUCGAGACAACUGGGGGAAUUUAUCACCAUGGCAUCCAAAUAUUCAACAUGGUCGCCACCGGGUUCUUUUACUCUGCGCGACUUCCAGAGCGUUUAUUUCCUGGAACAUUUGACUUCAUUGGAAACAGCCACCAAAUAUUUCACUUGCUUAUGAUCCAGGCAUCAGUAAGUCACGUGGAUGGUGUCAUCUGGGACAUGUUAUUCCAUAAACUUUUCGUCAGUCUCCCGCGGGUCACAGCCUCAUUUUGGAGUACAACUGGCCUCGUUUUCGUUAUAGUGGUAAUUGAUGCCUUUAUCAUACAGCGUUUUUAUUUUCAUUUCAAAAGAAAAAGUGUUUGUGAUAACUUUAGCUGUCUCUCUGAACACAACAACAAUUUGGAACAGAAGAACUAGCUUACAUACAUGUAUACCCUUUCUGUUGAUUUAUGUUUCGCUUGGUAAACAGAAAACUUAACAAAAAUGUCCAAGUAGAAUAAAAAAAUUUAUUGCAACAAAGAAAUUACAAGUACAAUUGAAUAAAUGGUCCCCGCACCCAAAAAUAAGCUGACAAGCCAAUAAAAUACCAUUUUACUCCUCAAUGAAA
This is a messenger RNA of Saccostrea cuccullata (small rock oyster), 1186 nucleotides long. Its product is annotated as membrane progestin receptor alpha-like. The record is from RefSeq and is a predicted model, not a curated record. Gene Ontology annotation, molecular function: signaling receptor activity. The coding region runs from base 1 to 996 and encodes 331 amino acids. Gene Ontology annotation, cellular component: membrane. The transcript has a single exon. NCBI's taxonomy places the organism in Eukaryota, Metazoa, Mollusca, Bivalvia, Ostreida, Ostreidae.